This is a messenger RNA of Saccharomyces cerevisiae S288C, 2745 nucleotides long. Its product is annotated as translation initiation factor eIF4G. The transcript has a single exon. Gene Ontology annotation, biological process: cytoplasmic stress granule assembly; cellular response to glucose starvation; translational initiation. The coding region runs from base 1 to 2745 and encodes 914 amino acids. The record is from RefSeq and is marked reviewed. Gene Ontology annotation, cellular component: eukaryotic translation initiation factor 4F complex; cytoplasm; cytoplasmic stress granule. Gene Ontology annotation, molecular function: RNA binding. Lineage: Eukaryota; Fungi; Ascomycota; Saccharomycetes; Saccharomycetales; Saccharomycetaceae.
AUGACUGACCAAAGAGGUCCACCGCCCCCACACCCGCAGCAAGCCAAUGGCUACAAGAAAUUUCCUCCUCAUGAUAACCAAUACUCUGGAGCCAAUAAUAGUCAGCCAAAUAACCACUACAAUGAAAAUCUUUACAGUGCAAGGGAACCUCACAAUAACAAGCAAUACCAGUCGAAAAAUGGCAAAUACGGGACAAAUAAAUACAAUAAUCGUAAUAAUAGUCAAGGAAAUGCACAGUACUACAAUAACAGAUUCAAUAAUGGCUACAGACUGAAUAACAACGACUAUAACCCGGCAAUGUUGCCAGGUAUGCAAUGGCCAGCUAACUACUAUGCUCCUCAGAUGUAUUAUAUACCCCAACAAAUGGUUCCAGUUGCUUCUCCACCAUAUACACACCAACCACUCAACACUAAUCCCGAACCUCCCUCUACACCUAAAACUACAAAAAUAGAAAUCACUACGAAAACUGGUGAACGUUUAAAUUUGAAAAAAUUCCACGAAGAAAAGAAAGCUUCGAAAGGUGAAGAGAAGAAUGAUGGGGUAGAGCAGAAAUCUAAAUCAGGAACCCCUUUUGAAAAGGAGGCAACUCCUGUACUACCUGCUAAUGAAGCAGUUAAAGAUACGUUAACCGAAACAUCUAAUGAAAAAUCUACCUCUGAAGCGGAAAAUACUAAGAGAUUAUUUUUAGAGCAGGUGAGAUUGCGCAAAGCUGCCAUGGAAAGAAAGAAAAACGGUUUAAUCUCCGAAACUGAGAAGAAGCAAGAAACUUCAAAUCAUGAUAAUACUGAUACAACUAAGCCCAACUCGGUUAUUGAAUCUGAACCUAUUAAGGAAGCGCCGAAACCAACGGGAGAAGCUAAUGAAGUUGUGAUUGAUGGAAAAUCAGGGGCAAGUGUCAAAACUCCACAACAUGUAACUGGAAGUGUAACUAAAUCCGUGACUUUUAACGAACCCGAGAAUGAGAGCAGUUCUCAGGAUGUUGAUGAGCUUGUUAAAGAUGAUGAUACUACUGAAAUUUCGGAUACGACUGGUGGAAAAACUGUAAAUAAAAGUGACGACGAAACAAUAAAUUCCGUAAUCACCACAGAGGAGAACACAGUGAAGGAGACAGAACCUUCCACUUCCGAUAUUGAGAUGCCAACUGUAUCUCAACUACUUGAAACUUUAGGUAAGGCUCAACCAAUUUCUGACAUAUAUGAGUUUGCCUAUCCGGAAAAUGUUGAAAGGCCUGAUAUCAAAUACAAGAAACCAAGCGUUAAGUACACUUAUGGCCCUACCUUCUUACUGCAAUUCAAAGAUAAACUAAAAUUCAGGCCUGAUCCUGCGUGGGUUGAAGCUGUAUCCUCGAAAAUUGUUAUACCUCCUCAUAUAGCCAGAAAUAAACCAAAAGAUAGUGGCAGAUUUGGAGGCGAUUUCAGAAGUCCAUCUAUGCGCGGUAUGGACCAUACUUCCAGUUCAAGAGUUUCAUCGAAAAGAAGAUCAAAGAGAAUGGGUGACGACAGAAGAUCUAAUAGAGGAUAUACCUCCAGAAAAGAUCGCGAAAAAGCUGCAGAAAAGGCAGAAGAGCAAGCUCCAAAGGAAGAAAUCGCCCCGUUGGUUCCGAGUGCUAAUAGAUGGAUACCUAAAUCAAGGGUUAAAAAAACAGAAAAGAAGUUAGCUCCUGACGGCAAAACUGAAUUAUUUGACAAGGAAGAAGUAGAACGAAAAAUGAAGUCUCUAUUAAACAAGUUAACUUUAGAAAUGUUUGAUUCAAUCUCCUCUGAGAUUUUGGAUAUAGCAAACCAAUCAAAGUGGGAAGAUGAUGGCGAAACAUUGAAAAUAGUUAUUGAACAAAUUUUCCACAAGGCUUGUGAUGAACCUCAUUGGUCUUCAAUGUAUGCUCAGUUAUGUGGCAAAGUGGUCAAAGACCUUGACCCAAACAUUAAAGAUAAAGAGAACGAAGGAAAGAAUGGACCAAAGCUUGUGUUGCAUUAUUUAGUGGCAAGAUGUCACGAAGAAUUUGAGAAAGGUUGGGCUGAUAAGUUGCCUGCAGGAGAAGAUGGUAAUCCACUAGAACCUGAAAUGAUGUCCGAUGAGUAUUAUAUUGCGGCUGCCGCCAAGAGAAGAGGGUUAGGUUUAGUACGUUUCAUAGGGUACUUAUAUUGUUUGAACUUAUUAACUGGUAAGAUGAUGUUUGAGUGCUUCCGGAGAUUAAUGAAAGAUCUAAACAACGAUCCAUCCGAGGAGACAUUAGAGUCCGUUAUUGAAUUACUGAAUACUGUGGGUGAACAAUUUGAACAUGAUAAAUUUGUUACGCCUCAGGCAACUCUUGAAGGUUCGGUACUACUCGACAAUCUAUUUAUGUUGUUACAACAUAUCAUUGACGGUGGCACCAUAUCGAACAGAAUAAAGUUCAAGUUGAUAGACGUGAAGGAAUUGAGGGAAAUUAAGCAUUGGAACAGCGCUAAGAAAGACGCCGGACCAAAGACAAUUCAACAAAUCCACCAAGAAGAAGAACAAUUACGUCAGAAAAAGAACAGUCAGAGAUCAAAUUCUAGAUUCAACAAUCACAACCAAUCGAACAGCAACAGAUAUUCUUCUAACAGAAGGAACAUGCAAAACACCCAAAGAGAUAGUUUUGCUUCCACGAAAACAGGUUCUUUCAGAAAUAACCAAAGAAAUGCUCGUAAAGUCGAAGAAGUUUCUCAAGCUCCAAGAGCUAAUAUGUUCGACGCAUUAAUGAAUAACGAUGGGGACAGUGAUUAA